Messenger RNA from Colletotrichum navitas, 321 nucleotides. RefSeq lists its product as uncharacterized. The coding region runs from base 1 to 321 and encodes 106 amino acids. NCBI's taxonomy places the organism in Eukaryota, Fungi, Ascomycota, Sordariomycetes, Glomerellales, Glomerellaceae. The transcript has a single exon. The record is from RefSeq and is a predicted model, not a curated record.
AUGUGCCGUUGGAUGCUUUUGAGGGGCCAAGCCAAAGCACGCUCCAAUGGUUACCCUGGGAAGUUUGACAAUAAUGGCAAUACCGUGAAGUUUGCCUUCGGCGGUGACGGCGACCUCUACAAGCCCUCUUUCUUCAUCAACAGCCAGUGCUACGAGCUCACUGCCAUUGAAAUCUCUACCAGCAAGCCUGACCCCAUGCACUGCGCCUACGGUCUCAAACUCUGCAUCGGCGGAGCUCAAGGGGAUGUUGACGGCUCUGGAAACUCCCGCCCAAGUAUGAGAUGGAGAACUGGUUUUACCAAAAGAUAUACGUCGGCAUAG